GACUAGUUGGCCAUCAGUUAGAACUCCUUAAGUAUUUGUAGUCUUUUCGAAAAUCAAAAUUUCAAGAUGCUCGCACCUAAUGUUCAUGUUACGCCAACGGAGCUGAUUAGCAGCCUUGAAUUGUCAGGUGAGAAGGAGCUCGACGAGCAAAUCAAGAAGUGGAUCCUGUGGGACAGGAAUGCGGCGACGCUGAAGCAAGUGGUCGAUGCCGUCAAGGAGAAGGAUUGGGAGGCUCUGCGGACCCGUCUUUGUCGCUAUAAUUUCUUUGCAACGGCAGGAAUGAGAUCCGGAAUGCGAGCGGGAUUUGACUCCAUUAACGAUCUGGUCACAAUAGAAAUGGCCCAGGGGUUGAGCCAAUAUCUGCAGGACGUUUAUCCCAAUGUGGUCAAGCGGGAGUCACAGGGUGUCGUCAUCGGCUACGAUGGACGCUACAAUGGCAAACGCUUCGCCCAGCUCAUUGCGACAGUCUUCCUUAAUACCAACUUUCGGGUGUGUCUCUUCGGUCGAAUGACUCCCACUCCGUUCGUUUCCUUUGCUGUGGUGCACCUGAAGUGCCUGGCCGGGAUUGCGGUCACUGCAUCCCACAAUCCAAAGAGCGAUAAUGGAUUCAAGGUCUUUUGGAGCAACGGUGCUCCCAUUAACAUGCCUCAUGACAAGAACAUACAGGACGCCAUGAUGAAACGCAUGGAGCCCCUUCCUUCGUCCUGGGAUCUAUCGGUGCUCGACGAUCAUGCCCUGCUGGUAGAUCCCUUCCGCGAAGUCUAUCCGGCGUACUAUGAGGCCAUGAAGAAACUUCUCCCGUACACCUUUGUGGAGACGAACGAGUGCAGUCAGCUGCGUUUUGUCUACACUCCCCUACACGGCGUGGGUUUUCAAUAUGUCCGCGAGGCGUUCUAUCAAGCUCGACUUAAACCUCUCAUUCCGGUAGUACGGCAAAAGGAUCCGGAUCCCGAAUUUCCCACCACUAGUUUUCCAGAUCCCAUUGAGGGAAAGGAUUCCUUGAACUUGGCUAUACGGAAAGCUGAGGAAGAGCAUUGUACGAUUAUUUUGGCCAAUGAUCCGGACGCGGAUCGUCUGGCAGUGGCUGAGCUUGACCCAAAAGGCAGAUGGAAGGUAUUCAAUGGCAAUGAGCUGGGUGCUCUGCUUGGCUGGUGGGCCCUGGAGAGCUACAGGACCCGAACCACCAAGCCCAAUGUGCCCAACUGCGUGAUGUUGGCCAGCAAUGUUAGCUCAAAGAUUCUGGCAGCCAUGGCCAGAGCCGAGGGCUUCAUAUUCAUCGAGACGCACGUGGGCUUCAAGUGGAUGGCCAACAAGGCCUUGGAACUACAGGGACUUGGCCGGACGGUGCUCUUCGCUUUCGAACAGCCAAUUGGGUAUAUGUUCUCCCUGAAUGUACCGGAUAAGGACGGCAUUAAUGCUGCCUGCCAAGUGGCUACCAUGGCCAGCUUUUUACGAAGCACUCGCAACGUGACAUUAAUCGAGAAGCUGCGAGAGAUUUACGACACAUAUGGCUACCAUGCGACCAUAUGCAAUUCUUUAACCUAUGACAAACCCAAAGCAAUAACUCAAAUGUUCGAUAAACUGCGCCGUUUCGAGGACAACCUGCCCGGCACAUAUCCCAAAUGCAUUCUGAACGGUGAGUUUGAGGUUGCGAGCGUGCGAGAUCUAACCACAGGCUUGGACACUUCAUAUCCGGAUCGCAAGGCUCGCCUGCCCUCCAUUCCCAGUAAGCAGUUUAUCACCUUUACCUUCAACAACGGCAUGACGAUCACCUUCCGCGCCAGUGGUAGCGAACCCAAGCUCAGGUACUACUCGGAAUUGUUCGGUCUGCCCGAGGAGAAGGAGUGGGACGAGAUCAAUGAUACGCUGCGUCGUAUGACCGAUGCCGUUAUCACGGAGUUUAUCCAGCCCUCUCAGUAUGGCUUGUCCUAGAUGAAAAUCAAUACUAUUAUAUUCAUUAUUCUUUGAUAACAUUAUGAAAUUUGCCAAGUAAAGUCUUUAAAUUAUGUUCCAUCA
Messenger RNA from Drosophila innubila, 2016 nucleotides. Its product is annotated as glucose 1,6-bisphosphate synthase. Gene Ontology annotation, biological process: purine ribonucleoside salvage; carbohydrate metabolic process. NCBI's taxonomy places the organism in Eukaryota, Metazoa, Arthropoda, Insecta, Diptera, Drosophilidae. The transcript has 2 exons. Gene Ontology annotation, molecular function: phosphopentomutase activity; magnesium ion binding. The coding region runs from base 67 to 1932 and encodes 621 amino acids. The record is from RefSeq and is a predicted model, not a curated record.